AUGUCGUCACUACCCGUGGAAUGUUGUGAAUUGUACAUGGAUGAAUCGAUGGCUCUGAUCCCCCUAAUUGGCGAAGACGUGUGCCUGGCCUCGGUUCAAUCCGUCGAGUCCAACCCGAUCAGCAGUUUGAUCGUCUCCGCGGCACCGUUUUGCAACGUCGGGCCAAUUGCUCAUCCUCCUCGACGUCCUCCUCCCUUUCUAAGUCAUGCUCCAAGCGACUUCUUCGUCUCGACGCCGUCACCGCGCCUGCCGCCGCCGCCACCUCAUGCUCCAUCGCUCCAGCCACCACCUGCCCUCCAUGCUAUCCGCAGUCCUACUUUGGAGCCUAUCCAAUUAUGCAGGCCCACGGAGGCAACGGGUCCAUUCAUGGACCAAUUGGUGGAGGAGUCUAUUGAAUGCUACAGCAACUAUUGCCAAAUCGACCAGCCCGCCCAACAACACUUCAUCAACAACCCACAGUAUUCGAGCUAUUCUACCGAUCUCGACCUCACGCUGUUGGAGCAGGAGCUCGCCCCUUAUCAAUGUCCUCCCGCCUGCUCCGACUCGCCUGUCGAGCCGAUCCCCUUCCUCGACGACCUCAUCCUCUCCGUACGCGCCGAAAUCGAGGCAACAAAAGAGCUCGACCUCAGCCCCAGCCAAAGUGCCGUCCCGUCGCCGGCUGUCUCCCGAAAACGCAGCAUCGAUGAGGAUUCGUCCUCUCAAUCGGAGACGUCCGACGAAGACUUGCCCCGGCCAAAGCGUAAACCGAUCAGCCUUGCCUCGCUGACGCGCGAAGAGGCAGCAGCGCGGAAGCGCGAGCAGAACCGCAUGGCUGCCCUCAGAUAUCGCGAAAAGCAGCGCAGGUCAAAGAAGGGCGAGAUCCGCGAGGUCGAUCAUUUGAUCGCUCGCAACGAGUUCCUGGCCGCCGAGUCUAUUCGUCUGGAGAAGGAGGUUCGUGCUCUCCGUGCGUCUCUCUACAGUCAAUUCGGCAUCCCUUUACCCCCAUCUUCAACGUCAUCU
Molecule: messenger RNA, 999 nt
Organism: Mesorhabditis spiculigera
Lineage: Eukaryota; Metazoa; Nematoda; Chromadorea; Rhabditida; Rhabditidae
Source: the annotation of a GenBank genome assembly